This is a messenger RNA of Lolium perenne, 966 nucleotides long. RefSeq lists its product as uncharacterized. The record is from RefSeq and is a predicted model, not a curated record. NCBI's taxonomy places the organism in Eukaryota, Viridiplantae, Streptophyta, Magnoliopsida, Poales, Poaceae.
AUGUUGUCAUGGCUCACGUCUCACUUCCUACAGCGCGCAACCACAAAGGAGUCACCCUCUGAAUCUGGUGAUUUCCAGACCAGUGUGAUGAAGACCAUGCUCCGCCUAGCGGAUGACCCAGAGCUGAGUCAAGAUUUGUUGCCAGAUGAAGAGUCGGAGUCGGAGUCGGAGUUGGAGUUGGAGCAGGAGCAAGAGGAAGAGGAAGAGCAAGUGGAAGAGCAAGCGAUACACCCAGUGCCACAGCUAGAUAUCAAAGAAAAGUUCAAAAUCAUGUGUGAGAAAGUUACCACUUGGGCUAGGAGUAACACACUUCCAUGUGUCGCACUCCUGCUUCUCGUAGCCUUACUUCUCAUGUUGUAUGUGAGAAUUCCUGCUACCAACCCAACUGGUUUAAUCAUUGUCAAGGUGAAUAACGACACCAUCACUAGCCAGACAGAUACCUCAAGGCAUCCGGGUUGGCCUAAGAUGGAAAAAGCCCUUGAGGUGACGAUGCUCAGGAGCAUGGAUGACUUCGGGAUUGCCUCUGUCUUCCACGGUACUUCAAUCGAGGAAGUGAGAGACGCCACCAACAAGUACCUCUACCUGGCCAUUGUGCACGCUAGCGUUCUUGGUAGUCGGUUCAGGUCGGAAGAUGUUGGCACCAUCUCUAUGCUGGAGGAGAAGGUCAAGAGUCUUGAAGCCGAGAAGAAUGCCCACCUUGUCAAGAUUGAGGCCCUUGCCAAGGAAAAAGAGGAGAUAGCGUUGUCCGCAGAGAACUGCCCAGCCGUCAAGGAAAGCGACGAGGCGCUGCAGAGGGCAAACACGCGGAUCGUGGAGCUGGAGAAGCAGCUGCGGGACAAGAAGGCCUUCGCGGAAAACGUGAUGUCCGAGCUCAACAACGCCGAGGAUCACCUCAAGACCUGCGGCCAGAGGGUGGACAUGCUGGAGGACAAAGUCAGGGAGAUGGAGGGUGUCGUUAUUAAUUAG